CUCUCCACCCUCACUCUAUACUCGUCAUGACUUAUAAGGUGUUGGCACUGGCGGCCCUGGCAGUGGUGGCCAUGGCCCGGCCAGAGGGCCCUCUCACACCAGGCUAUGGCCCACCUGGACCACUCCACCACCAGCCUCUCAUUGUGGGUCCUCCUCGGUACGACUUCAACUAUGCCGUCAAGGACGACUAUGCCGGCAACGACUUCGGUCACCAGGAGUCCCGUGACGGCUACGACACCCAGGGCAAGUAUUACGUCCAGCUUCCCGACGGUCGCCUCCAGACGGUGACUUACGUCGUCAACGGCGACUCCGGUUACAUAGCCCAGGUUGACUACCAGGGCGAGGCCCAGUACCCGGCCUACCAGCCCGCCCCAGCCUACAAGCCCGCCCCAGCCUACAAGCCCGCACCAGCCCCGUCCUACCAGCCCGCUCCCACCUAUGGCUAACGAAUUAAAGUUAUACAACGAACUCUAAUUUCUAUUUUUUUAACUGAUGU
Procambarus clarkii (red swamp crayfish) is the source of this 496-nucleotide messenger RNA. Its product is annotated as cuticle protein 7-like. Lineage: Eukaryota; Metazoa; Arthropoda; Malacostraca; Decapoda; Cambaridae. Gene Ontology annotation, cellular component: extracellular matrix. The record is from RefSeq and is a predicted model, not a curated record.